Camelina sativa (false flax) is the source of this 1407-nucleotide messenger RNA. Its product is annotated as putative FBD-associated F-box protein At5g56560. Lineage: Eukaryota; Viridiplantae; Streptophyta; Magnoliopsida; Brassicales; Brassicaceae. The record is from RefSeq and is a predicted model, not a curated record.
AUGAAUGGGUCUUUGGAGUAUCAAUUUGUCUUCUUCCUUCGCACGCACGUCCCAAAGUUGAGAGAAAAAUUCACCAGAACAAUGGAGAACUGCGAGAAGAAGAAAAGGAGAAGACUCUGCCAGAAGAAUAAGGAAAAUGAAGUGGAGAAACAUGGACUCAGUGAUUUGCCAGUUGAAUUGAUCUUUAAAAUAUUCUCGAUGCUUCCGUUGUUUGAUGAGACUUUAGCAAGACGUUUCAUAUCAGAAUACUGGGAGGGUCCUAGGAUACUGGAGCCGAAUGUCAUGUUUAGUGAUGAAUCGACCAUGAGUUUUAGGAAUUUCAUGAGUUUUGUAUAUGGAUCGUUGAUGUCGUCUAACGAUGCUCCAACUCUAGAGAGGUUGCAUCUCAAUCUUGGAAAGCUUAGACGAAACUAUUCGGCUACAGAAAUCAACUUCUGUGUUCAAGUCGCUGUUAAUAGGUCUGUGAGAGAGCUGAGGAUCGACUUGUCUGGCAAAACCCUAUAUUUGCCGUGUUGCUUGAUUACUUGCAGAACCCUAAAAGAAUUGGUACUCCAUAAUUUGAUUAUCAAGGUUGUCCCGCGUUGGUUUCGUUUGCCCUCACUCAAAACUCUGAAACUUUCAUCUGUUCCGGCAGUGGGUAAAUCUGUUCGAAGUCUUUUAAAGAUUUGCCCUGUUCUUGAAAAUUUGGUUGUAAACAAGAAAGAAGAUGACAAUGUGAUGAUAUACACUAUCGAUGUGCCUACUUUGAGGAGCUUGUCUAUCAUAAACAGGGAAAGGACAAAGCGCACCAACGCUGGAGAGAGUCGUGGCUUUUUGAUAAAUGCUCCUUCUUUGACGUAUUUGAAUAUCAAGGAUGCAUUCAGCAACUUUAUAAUGUUUGAACCUAUGCCUGAGGUGAUCAAAGCGAAUAUGAAGGUUAUAUGUGACCAAUCUGAGAAGUUCAUAGGGUGUCGUCUUACCUCAAUCAAACAUCUUUCUCUUUGUUCUCUGACUUCAACGACUCCAUAUCCUAUAGGCACAAAACUAUCCUCUCUUCGACAUCCACAGUUAUGUACAUGUUCUGCUGGAUGGCAGAAUCUACUUGCUUGUAUGCUCAAUGACGCUCCCAAACUUCGAUCUCUUACUCUUAAGUUGAAACAUGAAGUCAAUAAGGACUAUCCGAAAAACCUUUGGAAAAACCCAACAAUUGUUCCUGAAUGUUUAACGACGCAUUUUAAGAUUUUGAAAUGGAGAGGAUACGCAGGCACCAAGCAUGAGAGGAAUAUGGUUAGGUACAUACUAGCAAACGCUCCUUGUCUAAAGAAGACGACGUUCUCUACAAAAUGUAGAAACCAAUGUGAUACCAGGUUCAGGGAGAUAACGUCUAUGCACAGAGUUUCAGAGAAAUGUCAGUUUGUGUUUGACUAA